Molecule: messenger RNA, 153 nt
Organism: Laccaria bicolor S238N-H82
Lineage: Eukaryota; Fungi; Basidiomycota; Agaricomycetes; Agaricales; Hydnangiaceae
Exons: 1
Coding region: 1-153 (50 amino acids)
Source: RefSeq, a predicted model, not a curated record
AUGCUGGUUGGUGUUUGUACUAUAGUUGCCCGUUGUCGCUCUCGCAUGUUUAUUUGUCGUUCAUUCUGUGUAUAUCUACAUUACCAUCAUUCAUAUAUAGUAUACAUGUUCGUUUCGCAUUCAUUCAUCUGUCUGAUGAGAGAAAUUGUGUGA